AUGAAAGAUCUGCAGAAUGAUCACAUCGUUCGAUUUAUUGGAGCCUGUAUUUGCUUCCCUAACUCAUGUAUUCUUACUGAGUAUUGCCCUAAAGGCAGCUUACAGGUAGGUCAGUCCCAGUGACAAAUACGAUUUUAGCCUCAAAUUUUUUUUUAUCGAAGAAUAAAAUUAAAUUAUUAUAAUAAAAAUUCCAAUAUUUCAAAAAUAAUAAUUUUUAAAGUUUUUUUUUUUUUUUUUUUUUUACAUAAAAAAAAAAAAUUUUAAUUUGCAAAAAUUUUAAAAAUUUUUUUUUUUUUAAGAUUAUAAUUUAAUUUUUUUAAUUAAAUUUUUAAUAUUUUAAAAAUAAUAAUUUUUAAAGUUUUUUUUUUUUUUUUUUUUGUACAUAAAAAAAAAAAAUUUUCAUUAGCAAAGAUUUUAAAAAAUUUCACUUUAUAGUUGUAAAUAUUUUCUUUAUGAAUACAUAGUAAAAUAUUUGUUGCAAUACUUAAUCCUUAGUACUUUUACAUCAACACUUUAAAAAUAAUAAUUGUCAAGAGUUAAAUGUUUUGUUUUAUUCCCUUUAUGACAGGAUGUUCUUGAAAAUGAACAGAUCAAGCUGGACUGGAUGUUCAGGUAUUCCAUCAUGCAAGACAUUGUCAGGGUAAGAGUUUUAAACAUAGCCGUGUGAAGAGCUGGUUUGUUAAGAUGUCCUGUGGCAUCUCGGAUAAGUAAAUUAUCUAUAUUUUAAUAUUAAUAUGUCUUCAAAAUGUAAAUGAGAUCAGCCUUCAUCAGUUUCUAUGGCUAUUCAUUGCAGCACUUUCCAGCUAAAGGGUUGAAGCAAUCUAUUUGAUCAUGGGUUUGCAAAGAGAGAUGACAUCUCUGAUUUUAAUCAAUGAUUCCUCCCUUAGUGCCCCUGUCGCUAUGUUUGUUUCAAAUCUUGUGUAAUUGGGGCAUCAAGGCCCAUCAAGAAAGCCCUUGUCAAUAUUUUCCUUGAUCCAACACUGCUUUGGUACUUGCAUACAUUUCAUUUAUUUUGAUGACGCCAAAAUUUUUACUGCCUUAUUGAUUGCGAUGAAAAAUUAUUUUUUAGGAUCAAAUGAAAUCAAAUCAAAAUAUUUCACAUUUUAUCUUCUUUUUCCGGUACUUGAACAGGGCAUGGCCUACCUUCAGGGUACUGAGAUCCGUUCUCAUGGUUACCUGAAGAGCACCAACUGUGUUGUGGACAGUAGAUUUGUGGUGAAAAUAACAGAUUUUGGCCUCCAUCAUCUCAGAGGUGCAGUGAGAUCUAGUGAAGAGGAUGAAAACAGUUACAGUUAUUUCCACAGUAAGUGUCCAGGCACUUCACAGUCUGUGUGUGCAUGCGUGACUCAGAUGGUAUUCUUAUAAAGUGUGUUACUUGUAAGUAUUUUUUGAAAUUUUUUAGCCCCACGGUUCCUCCCCAUUGCUCGUUAUUACAUUUUAUAAAGGAUUUAUAGAAAAAACUUUGAUUUUGUGAGUUGUUAAAUUUUUCUUUAAUAUCUGAUUCUAAAUAUGUUUUUGAAGAAAAUUGUUGGUUUUUGUGUUUUUUUAGACUCAUUAUUUGUCCUUUUGAGUUUAUAAAAUAUAAUUAUUUUAUUUAUAGAAUUCUCAUUUGCAGCCUAAUUGAUUUCAUCUGAAUAAUUGUGUGAACUUUUUGUUUACUUCUCCACUCUUUAAGAUAAGCUGUGGACGGCACCAGAACUCCUGCGAAUGGCGUACAGACCUCCAGAAGGAACGAUCAAGGGGGACGUGUACAGUUUUGCCAUAAUCUGUCAGGAGAUUGUGUACAGAAAUGGUGUUUUUUAUCUGCAGAAUAUGGACGUGUCUCCACAGGGUAGGCCAGUGAGAAAGGGGAAAUAAUGAAGCUAUUGUAAUAAAGGGAUGUAACUCCCUUAGGGGGCUGUGGAUCAAUUUGCCCUAUAUCUUUUAAUAUAUAAAUUUUCAAAUUAUUAAGUCUUUUGUUGUUUUUUGUGUAAAUUGUCUGGUUCUUAUGGUAAUUAAUUGUAUUUAACUACUGUAUAACAGGUUCAAUAAACUUAAAAGAUAUGUUCAAUAUUUAAAAUAAAAUAGUUGCACUGCUGCAAAUGCUGAGUCUAAACUACUUUUGAUCCUUAUCGCAUGUUAGGCAUAAUUAUUUUUUAGUUGCACAAAGACAGAAAGAUUUUGAUACAUUUUAGCCAUUUUUAAACUCCUGAUCUCCGACCAUUUUCUUUAAAACAGAAAUUUCUCAGAAAGUCAAACUGGGACUCAAGCCUUACUUUAGGCCCACAUUGGAAGAAUAUGAUUGUCCAUGCGAUGAGUUGGCCGGCGUCAUAAAGUUUGUAUUCAGAUGUCUAGAAAUACUGUUGUCAUGUAGAAUGUACGCCGACAUGUAGCAAUGUCAUUACUAACUGGCAUGUCAUUUAGCAUAGUCGUAUAGAACUUUCAUCAUCAAGCAGAGGUAGCAUAUCAAUAAUAAAAGCCAAUGCUGACCAAUUAAAUGUUUGAAAUGAGAUUAAACAUAAAGCAAAAUUAUUUUGUCCCCAUUUCAACUGUCAGUUAUUCUAGUCUUUUAAAAAUAUCAUUUUUCCCAAUCAAACAUGAAAUUUUUAUUAAGUUACUGAAGUGUCAAUCAUAUAAUGUGUUUAUUUGAUAAAUUUACCUAAACUUAUUUUUAUGAUGCGAUUCUAUUCAUUCAGACGAUGCUGGGCAGAAGAUCCAGCAGACCGGCCAGAUUUUCAAGCCCUCAAAUCUAUAAUUAGGAAACUGAAUAGGUAAAGGGCAGUUGUUAUCAUGUGUUUUAAAAACACUUUGAUUCUGUAAAGAUAAUGUUGUGUUUUUUAAAUGAAUCAUUUAACUGUAAACCUAAACUUAGUGCUGCUGAGAGGAUAAAGAUUUGUGUGGUCUAGAUAUUAUAAUAUAUCUUAGAUAAUGUUAGCCUUAUAUUUUGUUACAGUUCACAUGUAUUUCUAUUUAUGUAUAUGAUGACUUCUCAAAAGACAGGCUUUUUUUUUGUUGUUUUUUUUUCUUUUAAUGUAUAAAUUAAUAUUAUUUUAGAAAUAUGUACAGGAGUAAACUGACAUCAGAUAAAAUGAAAAUACAAGAUAAGAUAAUGUAUAUCCUUGUGAGGAUAAAUAAAAUUUAUCUCAUUGUUAAGGAUAAAUGAAACGUAUAUUCUUUAAAAGAUAAAUUAAAUGUUUAUCCUUGUAAAGAUAAAUAAAAUGUAAAUCCUUUUAAGGUUUAAAUAAUAAUGGUUAUUUAGGAUAAAAAAAAUUUGCAUUCUUGUAAGGAUAAAUCAAAUGUAUAUCCUUGUAAGGAUAAAUAUAGUGUAUUCUUGUAAGGCAAAAUAAAAGUUAUGUCCUUGUAAGGAUAAAUAAAUGAGAGUUUACAACGCAGCAGCUUCUUGUCACGUAUAUUGAUGGUGUGUUUGUAAAACAUAAUGUACAUUUCACACUGCAGAGAUGGAGACAAGGGAAAUAUUCUUGAUAAUCUCCUGUCUCGUAUGGAGCAGUACGCCAACAACCUGGAGGCUCUGGUGGAGGAGAGGACGGCAGACUACCUCCAGCAGAAGAAGAAAGCAGAGGACUUGUUGUACAACAUGUUGCCAAAGUAAGCACUUGGCAUGGGGGGGGACUGUCUGUUAUAAAAUUAAGCAAUUGGAAACUAAUGAUUGGAUAUAAUUAAACAAUCCCUAAUAACAAAGUUGUUCAUAUAAAUCCUUCAUAAAAUGAAAUAUCCAGCAAUGGGGGUUGGGGUGGAAAAUUUGACAAAACAUGCACACAAGUAACGCACUAUAUACGAAUCCCAAUCAUUCGACUCCCCCCCCCCUCCCUGGUUUGAAACCACUCAUUUCUUUCACAUACCUGAACUAUUUAAAUAAUUGUAAUUACCCACUCACUUUUACACUGCAGAUUUACUUCACUAGGUAUUUCAAAUAAAAAAAUAAAGUAUAUGCACUUGCGAUAUUUUUUUUUUUUAAAAGAUCUCAUUUUGUGCAGUUAUCCGGAAUUUUUGUGAAAUCAGUGGCACCUUAUUUCCUUAAUUUUCCCUUGAAAAACAGGAAAAACCAAUUUUUGUGGGGCUGAAAAUGUAAUAGAAUGUUUGUCAUAUGCAAAGAGUCUAUCUGCCAAGUUUCAGCUCGGUAAAGUGAUGGAAAGUGAGUCAGUUAGCCGCCCGAAGAGUAUGCCAGCCAAGCCACCCACGAACAAAAGCGGAGUUAAUAAAAAGGAAAUAGAAAGCAUUGAUCCUGUAUUGCAACAUCAUUGGCAUUGCAUAUGCUUUAAGAGUAACAUUGAAUCUUGAUCUGUGUUCUAGUUUAUCUUUGUUUUGCUUACAGGAAAGUAGCCUCACAACUGAUCAGAGGGGAAUCUGUCACAGCUGAGUGGUAUGACAGUGUCUCCAUCUACUUCAGUGACAUCUGUGGAUUCACUGCCAUGUCCGCAGAGAGUACUCCCAUGGAGGUUAGUCUUUACACAUCUAUGAUCUUAGGUUAUCUGAUUUUUCUUCUACUACUAAGUCUCAAUGUGAGAGAUUUUAUUUUAUUUUUAAAUACUUGUUUCCUCAUUGUCUUUUGUAGACCAAGUCAACACCCAGCCCAGCUACUGUGUAUUUUUUAAAUGUACAAAAUGAGAUAUUGAUUGUAAAUAAAUUUGAAAACUUUAUUUUUAUUGUAAAGGGUUGACCUUCCUUUUAGGUUGGUUGUUCAGAUCACUUUUUUUUUUUUUUUUAAAUAUCGUUGUAAGUGUACAUAAUUGACUAGCAACUUUUCGUUGACAUUGUUAAUUAUGGGCUCAGUUAUUAUAGUUCAACAGACUGAGCUGCCUCUCCUUGUCCUUGGACUAAAUACUUAUUUGUAUUCCAACAUCCCCAGGUUGUAGAUUUGUUAAAUGACUUGUACACAACUUUUGACUCCAUUAUUGAGAACUUUGAUGUCUACAAGGUAUUGCUUUUAUUAUAUAUCUUUCUAUUUAUAUAUAAAUAUAUAGGCUAUGUUUCAAUUAUUACAUUUUCAAUGACCAGUGUUAGGAUUUUGAGAGAAAUGAUGGAAAUUAAAGAAAAUAAGAAUUACCUAAUGAAAAUUUUAAGUUUUCACUGAGAAAUGAUUAAUGUUGAUAAAGUUGGCAAAAUUUGAAUUGUACCCUCAGAAGCAAACAAGUUGGCCUUAUUCAUUUCAAAAACAAUUAAAGAUGAUUUAUAAUUAAAUUAAUCAAUAAUAAUUGCAUUCAAUAUAUAAAAGAUAUCUAAGGCUUGUCAAGAUAAUUACCUAAAAAGCUGUGUUCUAAAAAUCAGAAAACAUCAAAAAGCUUGGUGAAGAAGAUUAAAAUUAAAAUUCUGUCAUGUCCCUCCCAAGUUUGGAAUCUAAGAGAAGAAACAAAUAAAGUCUUUCAACUAAAAGCAACAGGAAUGCUUAAUAAAAAGUGAUAUAAAAAGAAUUGGGGGGAAGUCGGUUUAAAAACUUUUUAAAUAAAAUGUCGUUAAACAUUACUAAGAAGCCUGUUGUUAAAAAUAAAUUUAACAAAAUAAACUCACUGAUGUAAUAACUGUGUUGUUUUAGUACUAAGAUAAUAUUUCCCGCCCAACUCUGCCAGGUUGAGACCAUCGGCGAUGCCUAUAUGGUCGUGUCAGGUCUUCCAGAUCGCAAUGGGAUCCUUCAUGCGCGGGAGAUAGCCAGGAUGAGCCUGGCUCUUCUGAAAGCUACAGUCACCUUCCGCAUCAGGCACCGGCCUAAAGACAGGCUCAAAAUCAGAAUUGGCAUCCACACAGGUAGACGAGAUUUUUCUUUCACUAUAGGAUUUCCUUAUGUUAAUAGUUAUAUAUUUAUAUAAUGGGAAAAACAAAAUUGUAAAUUAUAACACACUCUGAUAGUUCUCGGUUGUGAUGGUAUUUUUUUUUUAUGCUAAAUUUUAAAAAGUUUGCUUUUUAGAACAAAUGAAUAAAGGUCUCAGACUUCUCUAAUUAAAAUAUUUGAUUAAAUUAUGAGAUUUUUUAAAAUAAUAAAAUUGUGUCGAAAACUAUGAAAGUUCUCUAAGAUUAAUUAUAUAAUAUUUAAAAUGACAUCAAGUUCAAUAUUGUUCAUGCACAAGCCUAUAUAAAAAAGCUGUCAUGUAAAACACUUAUGCUUCCAAAAGUUAUUAUUAGACUAAUACGGUUUGAUUGUUGUUAAAGUUAUUGUCACUAAAAUUCAGAAUAAUAUAUGAUCAGGGGCCACCAUUAAAGUUUUUUUGUGCUAUGAACCUGUCUACCAGCGGUAAAAUAGUUACAGAGCUCCUGUUCAGCUGGCACCCAAUAUAAUUGCCUGCAUGCAUUACAUUUGAUAAUCACUGUCCCCAUCAUGUUGCUCUAAUCUUCCAAUUGCCUCACCAGGUUCUGUGUGUGCUGGUGUUGUUGGUCUUAAGAUGCCUCGUUACUGUCUCUUUGGGGACACAGUCAAUACUGCCUCAAGAAUGGAAUCCAAUGGUCUACGUAAGGAAAUAAAGAAUACCUCCUUGUAGAGCACUUAGCUUCACAUCCUUCACUUAAUGCAAACCGCCAUACUCCAACCUUCAUAUCCUUCUCUUAAUGCAAAGGGUCCUACUCCAAAAAUGAUUUGACUAAGAUGUUUAAAAUAAUGAAACUUGAUAUAUCUUCCUUCACUUCCAUCAUUACUUCCAUUCUGGUUCCCUUAAAUGUAUUUAGUCUUUUUUUGUUUUUGGUACUUAUUUUGUUUUGGAAAUAAAUUAUUUAUAGUUUUUCAAAUUAUCGAACCAUUAUUUUCUAUGACCCAUAUUUAAGCUAGAGCGUUGCUUGUGUGUUUCAUUUACAGCUCUUAAAAUUCACGUCAGCCCCCAGUGUAAAGAAGUCCUUGACACAUUUGGGUCUUUUGACUUGGAGCUCAGGGGGAAUGUUGAGAUGAAGGUAGGUCUUUUGGAAAAUAGUAAUAUAUUUUUAUGUUGACAUGAAGGUAGGUCAUUUAGAAAAUAAUAAUAUAUUACAUGUUGAUCCUUUUUUUUUUUGUGACUGACCAGUUAUCUGUUUUUUUAAUUACUUCCCAACUGUGCCUCACAGCAAGGUCAAUUUUAAAAUUUAGUUUUAAGACUGUAAUCUAUUUUUUUAACUUCAACUUGUUUCUCUGCUUUCUUCACACAUAACCUAUAUAUUGUGGCUCUCAUCUUUCUCCUACCGUAUCCCCAGGGAAAGGGCUCUGUUAAAACAUACUGGCUGCAGGGAGAGAAA
Lymnaea stagnalis (great pond snail) is the source of this 7188-nucleotide messenger RNA. The record is from the annotation of a GenBank genome assembly. NCBI's taxonomy places the organism in Eukaryota, Metazoa, Mollusca, Gastropoda, Lymnaeidae.